GCUACUUAUUCCAUUGAACACCGAGUCGUGCUCUUCGUGUAUAGUCUUUCUUGAGAUCGUGCAAUGACACCCGGCAUGACGUCUCAGUGCAACUUCGACGAGAUCAGGAUCUUCGAUGACUCUAUGGACACCCUGGAGAUUGUGGAGAGCAUCGCCGAGGCGGAACAAUCGGAGGACCCUUUUCAUAUUUUCGACAUUGGCGAUGUCGUCACACGGCAUAGAAAUUGGAUCUCGAAAAUGCCCAGAGUUGCUCCGCAUUUUGCCGUGAAAUGCAACCCAAAUCCGACGGCGAUUAAAGUUUUAGCAGCUCUAAAUGCAGGAUUCGAUUGCGCCUCUCAGGAUGAAAUCAGACAAGUUAUGCAAUUCGGGGUUCCCGGGGAGCGGAUCAUCUUCGCCAACCCGACGAAACUCCCCUCGCACAUUAAAUUCGCGAGAAAGGUGGGAGUUGAUAAGAUGACCGUAGAUUGCGAAUCGGAGCUGUUGAAGAUUAAGGAUCUUUUUCCGGAAGCGAAAAUCGUUAUUCGUAUACGAUGCGACGCUGCAAAUUCGGAUGCACUGCUGGGAUUAAAAUUCGGCUGCGAUCCUGAUCGAGAAGCGAUUCAUAUGAUACAGAUGACGAAAGAUCUAGGAUUAAGACUUCAUGGAUUCAGCUUUCACGUCGGAAGCCCCUGCGGGGAGAUGAUAGCUUAUCACAGGGGGAUCCGAAUCUGCAAAAGUCUGAUCGAAGCCGCCAAAGCAAUUGGCUGCAAAGACGUGAGACUUAUCGACAUUGGCGGGGGAAUUCCCGGAGAAACUGGAGUGGAAAUUGACGAGUACGCUGACAGCAUUAAUGACGCAUUGAAGGACGUCGAUCCUUCCAUCGAUGUGAUUAGCGAGCCUGGAAGGUAUUAUGUGACGUCUGCCUCUACUUUGGCCUCUCUUGUACACAGCAAAAAGAUAAUUAUCGAAGAUGGCAGAAAAAAACUGAUGUAUUACAUGACCGAUGGGACUUACGGCUCUUUCAUCGAGGAACUGCUAAAUCUUAAAUGCAGAUUGCCCGUCCUCUCAAACCGGACACCAUCGGGAGAAACAUUUCCUUCGACUCUCUGGGGACCAACUUGUGACUCUUUCGACUGUAUUGCCAAAGAAGCUAAUUUGCCAGAACUUGAAAUCGGCGACCGGCUUGUGUGGUUUGAUAUGGGAGCUUAUGGAGUCUCCUUAUCAUCAAAUUUCAAUGGCUUUAAGACACCUCUUGUUUAUCCAGUUAUUAGGAGGAGCGAUUGGGAGUCUCUUUGCAACGACCUGAAGCAAUUGGGAAAAAUGGGAACCACAACAAUGGUUACUCAAAAUGGGUGCUGCUAAUACUUUAGUUAAGGUGACGAAUAGCCGAAAUAAACGUGUUUGUUGUUCCGACACAAGCCUAAGGCAAAAAUGGCAUAGGAGGAGCAUUCUUCUGCCAGGAAGGCACGGGAGUUCUUUACGGUCUCGGAGUAUAACCUCCAAGAUCU
Molecule: messenger RNA, 1487 nt
Organism: Orussus abietinus
Lineage: Eukaryota; Metazoa; Arthropoda; Insecta; Hymenoptera; Orussidae
Product: ornithine decarboxylase 1
Exons: 8
Coding region: 64-1341 (425 amino acids)
Cellular component (GO): cytoplasm
Molecular function (GO): ornithine decarboxylase activity
Source: RefSeq, a predicted model, not a curated record